GAGAGAGAGAGAGAGAGAGAGAGAGAGAGAGAGAGAGACAGAGAGAAAUGUUAUGGAUAACUAGCUCAGGGCUGAAGGACUAGGCAAGAGUCAUUUCCAUUCUCCAUUGAUGCCACCUGGGUAUCAACCGUUCUCUCCGGCUUCAGCUAAAUCAUGGACUUUUGUUCCAUGCUCCAGAGCUCCUAACUGAAUAGCGUGCAGUGAGCCCACCAUGGAGAACAGCACGUCGUCCGUCCUCUCCAACCACAGCUCCUCUCCUCUGGACGGGCUGAGAGACAUGCCGCUGAAGCCCGUGGAGGAGCAGGUCAUCACCGUCCUCCUCACCGCGGUCAUCUGCUGCACGGGCAUCGCCGGCAACAUCAUGGUGGUCCUGGUGGUCCUGGGCACCAAGCACAUGGUCACCCCCACCAACUGCUACCUGGUCAGCCUGGCCGUGGCCGACCUCAUCGUGCUGCUGGCCGCCGGCCUGCCCAACAUCUCCGACGCGGCGGCGGCGUCCUGGGUCUACGGCCACCGCGGCUGCCUGUGCAUCACCUACCUGCAGUACCUGGGCAUCAACGUGUCCUCCUGCUCCAUCACCGCCUUCACCGUGGAGCGCUACAUCGCCAUCUGCCACUCCAUCAGGGCCCAGUCCAUCUGCACCGUGUCGCGUGCCAAGAGGAUCAUCGCCGCCGUCUGGCUCUCCACCGCGCUGUACUGCGUCAUGUGGCUCUUCCUGGUGGACACGGACGAGGCGGUGUACGCCAACGGCGUGGUGGUGACCUGCGGCUACCGCGUGUCCCGGAGGCUCUACAUGCCCGUCUACUUCCUGGACUUCGCGCUGUUCUACGUGCUGCCGCUGGCCGUGGCCACCGUGCUGUACGGCCUCAUCGCCAGGAUCCUGUUCGUGAGCCCGCUGCCCUCCGACCUGCGGGACCGCGGCGGCGGCGGCGGCGGCGGCGGCGGCUCAGUGCACCAGGGCCAGGCCCGCAGCACCGCGCUCAAGCCCAGGAGGAGCACGGCGUCCGGGAGGAAGCAGGUGACCAAGAUGCUGGCGGUGGUGGUGGCGUUGUUCGCCCUGCUCUGGAUGCCCUACCGCACCCUGGUGGUGGUCAACUCGGUGACCGACCGCCCCUGCACCGACGCCUGGGUGCUGCUCUUCUGCCGCGCGUGCGUCUACUGCAACAGCGCCAUCAACCCCGUCAUCUACAACCUCAUGUCCCAGAAGUUCCGCCUGGCCUUCCGGAGGCUCUGCGGCUGCGAGGCCGGCGGCGGCGAGGGCAAGGCGGCCAGCCAGGUGCCCGUGUACUACAGCGCCAUCAAGGACUCGCUACCCGAUAGCGGCGAGCCGAUCACGAUGCAGGAGGAUGUGCGGGGAGGGGCCGGGCCGGGAGGCGCGGCUGCCCGUGGGAGCCAACGAAUACGGCAUUAGGGGGCUGGUGUGAGGUUGUUGUUGAUUUUGUUGACUGUUAGUAUCAAAACUCAAUUAGCAAAGGGGUUAGAAUUUGGUACAGUCCUUCUUUGUUGAAAAUUGGUAUUUACUGCAGAUAUUUGUUUGAUUUGUUGUAAUUUUUUCUGUUAACAGUUUAUUUGGUAAUAUGCUAACUGCCAAAUAAACUUUUUCUAUCUUGUUAUAUUCACAUUUAUACGACAUGUCUUUACUUCACAUGUAAUAUAAACUAUACACAUUAAUACAGAUGCUUAAAAACUAUUUGAACCAAUAGUGAUCAUUACUGUACUUACCGUAUCUUACCAUAGCAGAAAAACAAUAAAGUAGCCUACGAAAUGAAUGCUGUCAUGAACGCUGGUUAGACGUUGUGUCAGACAUUAAUGCAGCAAAUUAUGUUCUGAAGUGGUUCUUAUAUCAUAUGGCACCUAUAUUUCCUUGCAGAUCAUGAUGUUUUCGAUUGUAAGUUAAACAUUUAUGCUGAUUAUAAUAUAUAUAUAUUUGAUUUGAUAUAGCAUAAUAAUAUGUUUUCCAGUGCAGCUUGGUUUGAAUGGAAACACCACACUUACACAACUGACCUGAUUCAGCCCUCUGAACAAUUCAAUGGACAGACUUACAUUCCCCAUGAUAGCAUUAUUAAGUCAUUAUUAAUGUAGCCAGAUGCAUCUUAGGUAUUUCCAUUAGUAUGUAAGUAUUUGUGGCAAUGCUUAUGUUCCAGCCCAAUGCUUGUGUUGUGUUUCCAGUUGCAACGAUUUUUUGUGUUCACUUUGAAAAAUGUGUUGUUAUUUAUUCAACUUUUGAAAACUGUAUUUUGUUAAUACUCGUUUUUUCAAUGCUGA
Gadus morhua (Atlantic cod) is the source of this 2265-nucleotide messenger RNA. RefSeq names its product thyrotropin-releasing hormone receptor-like. The record is from RefSeq and is a predicted model, not a curated record. Gene Ontology annotation, molecular function: thyrotropin-releasing hormone receptor activity. The transcript is spliced from 3 exons. NCBI's taxonomy places the organism in Eukaryota, Metazoa, Chordata, Actinopteri, Gadiformes, Gadidae. Gene Ontology annotation, biological process: phospholipase C-activating G protein-coupled receptor signaling pathway. Bases 212 to 1411 code for a protein of 399 amino acids. Gene Ontology annotation, cellular component: membrane.